Molecule: messenger RNA, 1206 nt
Organism: Acomys russatus (golden spiny mouse)
Lineage: Eukaryota; Metazoa; Chordata; Mammalia; Rodentia; Muridae
Product: fatty acid hydroxylase domain-containing protein 2-like
Exons: 7
Coding region: 123-1091 (322 amino acids)
Biological process (GO): sterol biosynthetic process
Molecular function (GO): C-4 methylsterol oxidase activity; iron ion binding
Source: RefSeq, a predicted model, not a curated record
CAGUAACCUUUGGAAGGGAAGGGCCUUCCACAGCUGUGGGGUAGGUCAGCAGCCUGCUCCCAGUAGGAGCCUGACAGGCCUGACACUCCCAACUCCUGCAGGAGGGACACAUCUGGGGCUCCAUGAGGAGGACAGCUCUCAUCCUGGGCUCUGGGCUGCUCUUGCUUGGGGCCUUCUGGAACUCGGUCACAUGGCAUCUUCAGACAUUUUGGGGUACUUCUGGCCACUUUUGGCAGACCCAGUGGGAGAAACUGCUGUCUCCAUUUGAAGGCAAGGAGUGGAUCCUGUUCAUUAUAGGUGCUGGCCUCGUACCUGCGCUGUGCUUCUGGGUUCUCAAUGGCCUUCUGCUGCUGGUGGACACAACAGGGAAGCCCUCCUCCAUCUCCCGCUACCGCAUCCAACUUGGCAAGAAUGAACCGGUAGACCCCAUGAAGCUGCGUCAUGCUAUCCGCACCGUUAUUUUCAACCAGACCAUGAUCUCUCUCCCCAUGCUGGCCAUCUGCUACCCUUUCUUGAAGUGGAGGGGAGACCUUUUCUCUCAAGAACUGCCCACCUUCCACUGGUUCCUCCUGGAGAUGGCCUUUUUCACCCUUGUGGAGGAAAUCUUGUUCUACUACUCACACCGGCUCCUUCACCACCCCACGUUGUAUAAGAAAAUACACAAGAAACAUCAUGAGUGGACAGCACCCAUUGGCGUGAUCUCAAUAUAUGCCCACCCCAUAGAACACGUGGCUUCCAACAUGUUGCCAGUUAUGGUGGGUCCUCUAGCAGUGGGCUCUCAUUUGUCCUCCAUCACUGUGUGGUUGUCCCUGGCUCUCAUCGUCACCACUAUCUCCCACUGUGGGUACCACUUGCCCUUCCUGCCUUCACCUGAGUUCCAUGACUACCACCAUCUCAAGUUCAACCAGUGCUAUGGGGUACUGGGGUUGCUGGACCACCUACACGGGACUGACAUCAUGUUUAAGCAGAGCAAAGCCUAUGAGAGACAUGUCAUCCUGCUGGGCUUCACCCCACUCUCAGAGAGUAUUCCUGAUCCUCCAAAGAAGAUAGAGAGUCUCCUUGGACCAUCUGGGCUGUUCCAUCAGAAGUAAGAUGUGGUGACUGCCUGGGGCCAUGCCACCCUCAGCAGCUGGCCACCUUUGACCCCCAUACUCUAAGGGCUGUCCCAUUAGGGUAGAGGGAAGGCAGGCUUCCUGCCAGGACAAA